Molecule: messenger RNA, 243 nt
Organism: Cooperia oncophora
Lineage: Eukaryota; Metazoa; Nematoda; Chromadorea; Rhabditida; Trichostrongylidae
Source: the annotation of a GenBank genome assembly
AUGCCGUCAGGUCGCCGGCGAUGGCAAAUCAUCUAUGAAAAGCCAUGUGAAAAUGAUUCGAAUGGUUUGUACUACUCAUACUACAAGACAAUAAUCAAUGCUCCAUCGUUCUACAGUGGUCUACAACAAAUAACCAAUGACAAUGUGACGGAAUACGGUCACACCAUCAACACGUUGAAACGAUUCAAUCUCUACCCAGAGGUAAGCUAUGGUCAUGCUGAAAGAGCGGCGAUGAUAAAUUGA